UGGGCAUCUGGAGAGCCUCCUGUUUCCGUCUCCUCGUGUUGCUUUACUACCAUGAGCAGUUCCACUCCAUCCACAGCUAAUGGCACUGACAGUAAAACGUAUAAAGGAGAACGAUCUCCUUGUGGCCCUUCCCGUGUCCUCCACGUCCGCAAAGUUCCCAUCGAAGUGUCUGAGGCAGAGGUCAUCUCACUAGGAGUCCCUUUCGGCAAAGUCACCAACCUGUUGAUGCUUAAAGGGAAAAACCAAGCUUUUAUAGAAAUGGCUUCUGAAGAAGCAGCAAUCACCAUGGUCAACUACUACACCACAGCCACACCCCAUGUUCGCAACCAGCCCGUCUACAUCCAGUAUUCCAACCACCGUGAGCUCAAGACUGAUAAUCUGCUCAAUCAGGGGAGGGCUCAGGCUGCUCUGCAAGCUGUCAAUGCUGUGCAUUCUGGGAAUAUGAGUCUCUCUGGGACUGCAACAGCCAGUGAUGGUGGAAUGAUGCCUGGACAAAGUCCUGUGCUUCGUUUAAUCGUAGAGAAUCUCUACUACCCAGUGUCUCUAGAAGUGCUACACCAGAUCUUCUCAAAAUUCGGAACGGUCCUGAAGAUCAUUACCUUCACCAAGAACAACCAGUUCCAGGCCUUGCUACAAUAUGCAGAUCCAAUGAACGCACAUCACGCCAAAGUGGCUUUGGAUGGGCAGAACAUCUACAACGGCUGCUGCACUCUGCGUGUUGAAUUCUCCAAGCUGACCAGUCUGAAUGUGAAGUACAACAACGACAAGAGCAGGGACUUCACACGUCUAGACAUACCCUAAUGUUACAUUAAGUCAACCCUUUACCCCAAAUUGUGUGUGUGUGCAGGGGCUCCUGGGAUCAUUUCCUCUCCAUACCCCGGGGCGGCUGGUUUCGCCCCUGCUAUCGGUUUCCAUCAGGCAGGUCUGUCUAUGCAGACCAUGCCUGGUGCUCUGGGACCUCUCACCAUCCCUUCAUCAGCAAUGACAGGACGGAUGACCAUCCACGGCAUGGCUCCCACCACCAUCCACUCUGUGCUCCUCGUCUCCAACCUCAACCCUGACAACAUAUCACCACACGGGCUCUUCAUUUUAUUCGGAGUGUACGGAGAUGUUCACCGAGUCAAGAUUCUGUUCAACAAGAAAGAGAAUGCCUUAAUACAGAUGGCAGACGCCACACAAGCCCAGCUCGCGAUGAGUCAUUUGAACGGUCAGCGUCUGUAUGGUAAGGUGAUCCGUGUGACCAUCUCGAAGCACCAGACGGUGCAGCUCCCCAGGGAGGGUCAGGAGGACCAGGGCCUGACCAAAGACUUCAGUGGGAGCCCGCUGCACCGCUUCAAAAAGCCCGGCUCCAAGAACUUCCAGAACAUCUUCCCUCCCUCCGCCACCCUGCACCUCUCAAAUAUCCCUCCCUCCACUACGGAUGAUUUUCUAAAAGACCUGUUUGCCGGUUCUGGAUACACAGUCAAGGCCUUCAAGUUUUUCCAGAAAGACCGCAAGAUGGCUCUGAUCCAGCUGGGUUCGGUGGAAGAAGCCAUCCAGGCUCUUAUCGACCUCCACAACCAUGACCUGGGAGAAAACCACCAUCUGAGAGUGUCCUUCUCCAAAUCCACCAUCUAGCACCCCCUUCACUACAAACACACCCUUUCCCCAUCCUCCCCGUACCUGCCCUUCAACCUUCAGCAGUCUGACUGUUUCAUUCAGAGAAUAAGACUGACUGACAAACUUUAAAAAAACAAUUAUAGAUAUUCAUGGGGUAGUUUUAGAGAUUUUCAAAAGAAAAGAAAAAAAAGAAAGAUAAAAAAGCAAAUAAGAGACUACUGUAGAACCUUUAGACAGUCUCAGAGUGAGUUUGAUUUACUCUCACGAAACCAGGGCUGAAGACACAUGGGAUAUCCAUGACAAUGUGACGUUUCCGGGAACCUCCGUGUGGAGGAAGUAGGACUCCCUCUUUAGUCGACUGGCGAGGACUUUGUUGAUGUGAAACGCAGACUAACAUGAGGUGAACAUUCUCGAACAAGUCAGUGCUGAGGAAGUUUCUUCACCGCACACUUGCCGAUUACAUUGGAGACUGACGCUCCUGUAGCCCAAUGGCCUUGUUACCCCAGACCUAAUGAGGGCAGAGUCUCCUCUGUGCCUCCCCCAAAAAACAACACCUUCAUUCUCAUUGGCUGUUUCAACGGACCGCCGCAUUUCCCGUGGGAUGUAUUGAACGCACGGUCACCGUUUGAAUGUCGCUGACGUCAUUAUCAAGGUGCUGCUGGAAAAAAAAAAUCUGUAGCGACGGCCUCGACCAAUGGGCUUGUCCUUUUUCUUCAGAGUAGCAUUAAAACAAGAGUGCUAUGGAUUCAAGAAUGAGUGCAUUUAAAAUUUGCAGCUUACAAAUCUUUUGUUUCUCAGCACUUUAAUUUGAACUGAAGACAGGCACCGUGGGGAAUGUUUGGCAUCCUCUUAUCUGUUUACUGUGCAGAGAUGUAUAGCCAGAUGGUAGGCAUCUGUGAAUAGAUAGUGAAUGGCGUGAUUUGUUAUUUUUUUCUUGUAUUAUGAAAAUUUUAUAUCAGACAGACCAGCCUUUUGUGGGCUCUCUGCACCUGCAAUGCUGUCAGAGAACAUCUGUGUGCAAUGGCGCGAUGUCAUUGUCCAGUCGAUCGGGUUCCUCUGAACCGGGGCAAACUUUUCAAACAUGCACGAUCAUUCCAUUAAACUUACGGCCAGCUGUCAACCUUACUGGAACGCUCCAAUCAGCAACGCCCAGCCUGAUAAGAGGCUCCGCCUCCUCCUAAGUGAAAUUCUCAAUGUGAAUGGUAUAGCCCGUGAUCCUGAUGGGAAAUUGAUGAUUUCCUCCAUUCUGUUCCCCCUCUUGCUCUUAGUUGAGUCUUUUCCUUUCGUUCUUCUUGUUUUCCAUCUUUCCACACAGGGGCAGAAGGUUCUGUGCUCGUUACUCUGUUCUUUCACUCCUCGGCUCUGGUCACAGGUGUGAGAGUUUGCAGCAGUGGGCUCUGUAGAAACCGUAGUGAAGCCCAUUGAGUCACAGCAAAAAAAGAGGGCGGCACUCUCUUUUGCCUUGCAGUCCCACACUAAAUGCCUCUGCAACUGACCAAAACAAAUAUUAAAGGAAAGAGCGAUUCAGAAUGACAUGAAGAUGCUGCCUAGUUCCCAAACCUAGUGAGCUGCUGCAUAGGCUUCUAAGGAAGCAUCCUAAUUGCUAUGAAAGCUCAUAAGUGACUGAUCUGAUAGCACAGGAGUGCACCGGAAACUCACCUCCAGUAGAGUCCAGGCCAGAGGUUUUCUUCUAGAGGUGGAGAUGUUAAACUCUGAGUCUGUAUCAGUAGACAAAAAUGGUCAGCUUAGAUCACGUGAAUCUUCUAUGCCAAUUACACAAAGACUUUGGCAUCAUGGAAAUGCUUGCAAGCUCCAAAUAUAGCUGACUCCAAAACUAGCAUCUCCUUCAUUGAUUCCAUUAAAAAAUCAAUACAUUACAAGUGUUGAGCAGCGUUUGAAGGCUAGCACUGGAUUUGAUUGAUUUAAGUACAGUUAGCAUGUUGCUAAGCUAAUGAGUCUAAUCGUAGAAAUAUAUAGCACAUGGCAAUAUCGAGCUUCUGCUAUGAAUUCUUUACACUUAUUACAGUGGUAGACUUUGAGGUUUACAUGUUGCUAAGCUGAUAAUGUGGUGUGGCAUGAUGCGACACAACAGUAAACUGAUGCCCUGUUCGUACUACAAACGUUUACGCUACUUCCGACAACAGGACAAAUGGAUUUGGAUCUUUGGCUUUUUUCAGUAUAGACAGUCUAGAGAUGCUGCAGUGCACAUUUGCUCGUGCUAUGCAUUUCUACACUUCAGGUAUCACAACCUUAGCCUAGCAACAUGCUAAUGUCAAUGGGUUUAAGCCAGAUGCGCAACUUCAACACUGCAGUCAAAACGAUCCAUUUUUAAUCAGGUUAAACAAAUGUAUAGAUUUUUAUUAUUUUUAUAAUCGACAUUUGCCUUGAUUCGCCUACCAUCUUGAAUGAGCUUCACAGUGCAUUCUGGGAUUGCUUUAUCCACAAUGGUUACAUGCAGUGCUGCCUUAGAUUUUGGCCAAAAUUAGAUAUCCUAGAAGGCUGGAGCAGCCUUUGUGCCGGGAGCUCACAUUUAAUGCCUUAAAAUGUCAUCUCAAUAGGCAGCUCACUAGGUUUUGGAACAUGGCAAUGGUGUGCAUAUACAAAAGCUGAUUCUGUAUAUGUAUGUUUAGUGUAUUAUUACCGGUUUCAUCGGGACUGUUUAGGAUAUAUGAUGACUCGCUUGUGCAUGUGAGCAAGACGCUGUCUCAUUUAGUGAAAAUCUGGCCUUAACAUUCCAAGGAGGGUCACUGUAGACCUGUUGAGUAGCAUCUAAAGGGAGCAGCUUCAAUGCCUGUGCACUAGGCUAUAUCCUCUAUCAGUGUCCAUUUGAAUCACAGUUAUGAAAUAAAUCAACAGUCUUCAUGUUCAUGCGAGGCAAGGGAUAGUGGCUUUUUUUUGUCUUUGACCGAUUUCACCUGAAGCGAUUCAAAACUUCGCUUUCACUUCUCAAAAGAAAUUGAAUUUUGUUGAAGUUUACAGUCUUACAGUCAAAACUAUUCAGGUCUAUAUAUCUUAAGGAUUGUCAAGAUUUUUUGAGAAAAAAAAAAGUUACUUAUUUUUGGUAAUUUGUUCUUUUUUAUGGAAGAGAAAAAAAUCAAAUUUGAAACCUCAUCGGGUUUUUGUACCACUAUAAUCAUUCAAGAAAUCAUGGUGAAAAAAAAAAAAAAUCAUAUUUACUGUGUAUUUACCUAAUUUCUUAUUACGUGCCUUAUUAUGUGUUCAUAAUCAAAUAGGUUUUAGAAAUUUUACCUAAAAUAUCUUACGUACUAUUUUGUGGGAUUGGUAAGAGGGUUGAUUUAUUUUGAUCUUGAUUUUUAUUUUAUUUUUUGUUGUGUAGCUCUUAUAGAUGUGCAUUUUGUGGGGACUCAGUACCAUGUGGUCUUAAUAUGAUAUGAGAUGUAAGUUAUGAUGUAUGGUGCUGUGAAUGCUCUCAUUAGAAAAAUGAACGGUGAACUCAGCGAUGUUCAGAGCAUGCUGUGGGUCUCUAUUCUCCCUCGCUGAUGUGUGUGUGUGUGUGUGUGUGUGUGUGUGUGUGUACAUAUGUAUGCUAGACCCGCAUACCAUUGUUACAUAAAGCCUUUCUAGGCCACAAUUAUGUUCCUCAAUCUCUGAUAUAAAUAUUUUGCGCUCAGAGACAGAGGUUGCUGUAAGCUUGCGUAUCGUUCUGAUUAAAUAGUAUGAAUUUAUGAGCUGUUAUGAGCACGUCUGUGAAGUUUUUGUUCUUUUCUAUGUGAUCACACUUUUUCGCCAAACGAAUGUUCAAACGGGCUUUCAUGACUUUCAUUAAAGGAGCCACCCAAGUCGUAUCUAGAGUAGUGGUUGACUGAUACAUCGCCAAGAUAUAUCACCAAUUCUGUUUACCCAGUAUGUCAGAAGCGGGACUUUUAUUUUGAUGGCGUGUGAUAUAUCAGAUUUAUAUCGGCCCCCAUGCUCUCUAAGAUAUCGGACAUCAAAAUCGGUCGACCACUCAACUAGAGACUUUGAGGUGGACUCUUUUUACUUUGGGCCAGUAAGUAACCCCCUAGCAACCAUCAGAACACCCUAGCAACCGUACAGCAAUGCAUUAAAACCACUCUGAACAUCUUAGCAACCAUAUAGCAACAUUCUAGCAACCUCCCACAAACCAUAAUGUGAUGCCGGCGAGUUUUUCACGAGAAUGUGGACUAUAUCAUAUUCUGUGUGAUCUGCUUGAUAUCAUCUCUGUUCUGUCAUUCUAAUACGAUUAUGAAACUCCUAAUACAUGCGAUCAGUCUAAAUUUGGCUCAGAACGAGCGCACAGAGACCCAGAAGCCCACAGCAUUCGCUCUGAGUGUUCAGGUCUGCCUUUCAGUGAUGCUGAUGUCUGAGACCUCCGCCUGUGUGUUUUGGAGUUGUAUCUUAUUUACUGUAUCUUAUUAUUGAUUCAUUUUAGGGGUUUUGACCUGUUUCUUUCUUGCUCUGUUGUGAUACUUUUUGUUCUUUUUUUGGGGUUUGUUGAUCUUCUUUAUUAAGAGUGUGAAAACUGGUUCAAGAUUGUUGUCUGUCACUCUGCCUCUUCACAAAAGCAGAUCUGGGUCUGUAACGUCCUCCGAUGUGUGUGAACGGGAACGGGAGCGAUCUCUAGAGGUCAGGUCCGUCAGAAGCGCUCGGAAGGCGAAAUAUACGCAGCCGCGCAAGCGGAAAAACGAUCUGCUUCCGGCUGCCAUGCUUUUUAUUUAUCAACAGGAGAAAAGCCAGACUCCAUAAACGUGUCACUGAAGUCACAAGAAGUCACUUGUUUUUGUUUCUCAAAGCGAAACAUUUUCCAACAACGUCUUGACUCAGGCAACAACGCUCCGCUGUGCUGUAAGACAUUUUCUCGUCGAUAUCCACGCUCACUCGAACAGUUACACACGUGUAUGGUUUUUUCCAGGUUUUUUUUACUGAAAAAGUCACAAAUAAUGCAGGACCAAAGUUUAUGUGCCUUUCAUCUAGCUUAUUUGUAACUUAUUUCCUGGCUGUAUAUCAGAAACCGACAAACUUCUUGUAUUUUCCACUCUGGAUCAUGUCUGUUUUUCACGUGUCCCGCGGUUUGCUCUGUUUGUUUCCCUCAGAAAGGUCAAGCCAUAUCCUUUCCCUCGUCAAACUAGAUUCUGAAUGUGUUACCGGGCCCUCGUGGAUUCAUGUGAACCGCCUUACGCUUUCAGUAUUUCAUGAACAGCUCCGGAUAGAGGCCACAAUCUGUAAAACGGAUAAGCGGUUACACUUUUUGCUUUCUUCGUCAUCGAUUCCAUUAAAAAGCUUUACUCUUAAACGUACGAGACCACAACGACAAACCAACCACUGAAACCAAAGGACUUGAUUGAAUUGGAUCUGAUGCAGCACUGUUCAGACUGAAAUAUUUUAUCGCUUUAUUCCGAUGCAAUUGACCCUUACGAUCCAAACUUUAAAUUUUAGCCAUAAUGCUUUCUAUUUUCUUCUCGUGACUAAAUUUAUGGGCUAUUAUUAUAGAUAACUGAAUGGUGUAAUUUGCAUAAAAGGGAGGGGCUAGACUAAAUUAGCGAACUGAGGUGUCGCUCAAGCACAGCGCACAUACAGAAGUGCCUGAGUUGAUCUCAGGAUGCUUUGACACGCAACGAAAUACCUAAUUUAUAGUUUUUAUGAAUGUUUCACUACCAAACGGAAACAAAUGCUGUAUAUAUGUGUUCCUUAUCAUUUUAUUUUAUUGUUAACCUGGCCAAAAAAAUAAAAAAUAAAAAAAUGGUUUUGGGGAACAAGAUACACACACACACACCAAUAUGAACUGGUUUUUAUAUUUAUGGAAAUUAACAUAAGAACACAGUUUGUCUUCUGUAUUUUGAUAUCAUACCAGUACCAGCUUUCAUUUGUAAAGCCGUUUAUGUGACUUGUGGGAAUUGGGGAGAGACAUGAGCGUAUCCAGUUUAUGAGUUUGAUGUAAUAAAUGCAAAUAGAAGAUAAACUAUUAAAGAAACAUAUUUUCUAA
Cyprinus carpio (common carp) is the source of this 7561-nucleotide messenger RNA. RefSeq names its product polypyrimidine tract-binding protein 3-like. Gene Ontology annotation, molecular function: mRNA binding. The transcript is spliced from 13 exons. NCBI's taxonomy places the organism in Eukaryota, Metazoa, Chordata, Actinopteri, Cypriniformes, Cyprinidae. The record is from RefSeq and is a predicted model, not a curated record. Gene Ontology annotation, biological process: regulation of RNA splicing; mRNA processing. Gene Ontology annotation, cellular component: nucleus.